This is a messenger RNA of Kwoniella mangroviensis CBS 8507, 486 nucleotides long. RefSeq lists its product as uncharacterized. NCBI's taxonomy places the organism in Eukaryota, Fungi, Basidiomycota, Tremellomycetes, Tremellales, Cryptococcaceae. The coding region runs from base 1 to 486 and encodes 161 amino acids. The transcript has a single exon. The record is from RefSeq and is a predicted model, not a curated record.
AUGUCAGUCAACUGGUCAUGUUCUUUCCCAGAUGGAAGUUCCCCUCCUGACCCUUCCCUCGAUUACUGCUGCUUCAACGAUCGAGCAUGUGCCAGCUACGUAUGUGGCAAACUUGGCUCUUCACUCGCCAUCACCACCGAAGCUGGUUCACCCGACAUUUUCGGAUGCUACGUCGUAGCUGAAAAAGCUGAAGCUCUCUGGAGCAGUCCACCAAAAAAUGGUACAUGCGGUGCCAGUGCUGGAACCAAAGGUUGUGUUCACUCGUCUGUAGUUGUCACUACAUCCAAAUCACUCAGCUCUACUGCCUCUGCCACGAUUUCUAUCGGACAAUCAUCUGCUGCUGCCUCGGCCUCUGCUUUUCCUUCUUCGUCAACAUCGCCAAGUGCCGAGUCAGAUUCAGCUGGGUUUCAACGGAUGGAGUUUUUGGGUCAGACUACGGUAAUGGGAUUAGUAGGAUUGGUUUGGCUGAUCCGGAGAUUGUUGUAA